AUGGUGCUGCAACUGGAUUCAGACGGGCAGGCGACCAAAGCCCUCGUCGCUUUGAAGAAACAGUGCAAGUCGGACCCAAAACUAGCCAAUGAUUCCAGCAUCCACAUGAUUAUCAAUACCGUGCGUCCGGUAGGGAUCACGAACGACCACGUCCCUCGUAUCAUUCCAUUACAUUAUAGUACAAUGGGCUCUGUGAGAGAUACCAGGAUCUUGCUCAUCUGUAAAGAUCCUAGCACCCUCUAUCGUGACGCGCUCUUGAAGGAAAAGAGUACUGCUGAGUUAUUCAAAGAGAUCAUCAGCGUCAAGAAGUUGAAGCAGAGGUUCAGAGGAAAGAAGCUAAAGGAGCUAUACAACGAGUUUGACCUUGUUGUGGCAGAUUACAGAGUUCACCACUUGCUACCAAACAUUUUGGGAGCUACCUUUUACCAUUCCAACAGGAAACUUCCGUUCGUUGUCAGAAUGUCAAAGCAGGUGAAGGAAAAGGGCCAGAAGAUGAAAGAGGAAUGUGAUCCCAAGUAUAUCAAGGCACAGGUCAAGUCGAUAUGUAAAAAUGCAUGGUUUUUACCCAACAAGGACAAUUGUCUAAACAUCAAGAUAGGGGAAAUCGACAAGCAUACAGAGGAAGAAAUGAUCGCCAAUGCAGAAGACGUGAUAAACUUCUUAUGUGACAAAACCAAGAAGCCACAAGGUGGGGUUAUAAAGGACGGUAAAAUUGCCUCGGUAUUCGUAAAGACCAGUAAUAGUGUCAGUCUACCGAUAUGGAAGCAACCUGAGCAAGAAGAAAGCGAUGACGAAGAAGAGUUAAAGCUAUGA
This is a messenger RNA of Kluyveromyces marxianus DMKU3-1042, 813 nucleotides long. It is a transcript of the gene UTP30, whose product is annotated as Utp30p. The record is from RefSeq and is a predicted model, not a curated record. The transcript has a single exon. The coding region runs from base 1 to 813 and encodes 270 amino acids. NCBI's taxonomy places the organism in Eukaryota, Fungi, Ascomycota, Saccharomycetes, Saccharomycetales, Saccharomycetaceae.